UAGAAAAUUAGGUACGUAGCAAAAGGUGUAGUAUCUCCUAUUAAUAUAAAACUUUUUUUCUUAUUCUUCAAAAAUGAUGAAUGCUCAAGGCCACUUUUUGGGGACAUAUCAGCUUCCGUGGUUCUACUUCAGUGACGUUGAAAUCUAUUUCAAAAUUACUCGAUCUAAGAUUGAGUUGUCAUGUAACUUUAUGGAAAAUUCAGAUGAGCAAAAGUCAGCACUUACAAAUCAAUACAUAGAUGCUAAAGUGAAUGUGGGAAACAAAGGGGUUUUAGAUGCCUUUAAGGUAAGAUCUCGUGUAGCACUUGAAAAAGAAACUGCUGCAGCAAGGGCAAUGUUGUUGAAGAAUAGGGCUUCUACAAGCUUGGCCGGCCAUGGUUUUAUUAGCUCUAUUCAACCAUGCAUUUUGGCUACAACCAAAACAUUGCCAAUAUCAAAUGCAACACCGUUUGCUAAUUGUCGUAAGCAUGGCUUUGCCUCUUACCUUGCACUUGAAGAGAUUGAAAAAUCUGAGUACUACACUCGCGUAGAGAUUCGUUAUCCAGAACACCAAAUUAUUCACAAGUACAUGGAUUGUGAGUUGAAAUUUCAUGAGCAAACGAGUCGACAUACUAAUAUGCUUCAGAGAGCACAAUGGGGAUAUCCGCAGACGCGCAAAGGAGAAGGGAAGGUUCCAGUUUUACAUUGGCAAUAGGCCAUUAGCUUUUCGUUGUUGAAAAAUGUUAUCUUAUCUUAUGUUAAUUAGUGGCUUUUUAUCAAGAUAUGUAAUAGUAGUUAAGUGGAGCAGCUAGCUAGCUAGCAUAGAAAGGUCACUGCAUGUCUUUCUGCAGUUGAUCAAUGUUGUUGUUCAGUUUAAUUGUCA
Molecule: messenger RNA, 862 nt
Organism: Capsicum annuum
Lineage: Eukaryota; Viridiplantae; Streptophyta; Magnoliopsida; Solanales; Solanaceae
Exons: 4
Coding region: 74-694 (206 amino acids)
Source: RefSeq, a predicted model, not a curated record